AGUACAGAGCUUCGCUGUCAGUCAGAGAGAAGCCCCGCCCCCUCCGCUCAGACCGCGGACGCUCCGGGACGAGAACCGCACUUCUUUGAUCAGAGACCGGAGCAAUCAGCUGGAUCAAUCGGAGAUCGGCAGGUGAUCGACCAUCGGCUGAUCAGGGAUCGGUUGAUCAGGGGAAUGUCCCGGCUGCUGGAGAGCAGGAGGCAGGACAGGAUGAAGGAAAUUAACCUGAAGAAUAAGGAGAAGGAGCGCCUGAAAGAGAGGGAGAAGGAAGCGAGAGAGAGGGAGGCGCGCUCCAGUAAUGGCCACCUGUUUACCUCACUGACAGUGUCCUCCACCACCCUCUGCUCCUCCUGCAACAGGAGCAUCACGGCCAAAGAGGCGCUCAGCUGCCCAGCAUGUAAUGUCACCAUCCACAAUCGCUGCAGAGACAGUCUGGCGAGCUGUGCUAAGAUGAAGCAGAAGCAACAGAAGCUGGCGUUAGCGAGAAAUAGUUCAGCUCUGCAGAACGUCGCCAUGAGAAGCAAAACGCCUAUGAUGAAGGAGCGUCCGAGCUCAGCCAUCUAUCCUUCUGACAGCCUUCGUCAGUCGCUGCUCGGCUCCAGACGCGUUCGAUCUGGCCUCUCGCUCGCCAAAAGUGUCUCCACAAAUAACAUCGCAGGUGUGACCGAGGACUCUGCAGGUCUCAAGAGGAUCCUGUCUCAGUCCACAGAGUCUCUGAACUUCAGGAGCAGGACUCUGUCCAUGGAGUCUCUUACUGAUGACGCUGAGUGGAGCCCUCUGCUGGACGAGCUGCAGAAGGAGGGCAGCUGCGUGCAGGUCGACAGCUGGAGCCUCGCUGUGGAGCCCAAUUUCCUGCAAACACUUCACAAAGACCUGAUCAAGCAGCAGGACGUCAUCUACGAGCUGAUCCAGACCGAGUUUCACCACGUCCGCACGCUGAGGAUCAUGGAGGGCGUGUACCGGCGGGGGAUGCUGGAGGAGGUGAUGCUGGAGGCGGGGGUGGUCCACACCAUCUUCCCGUGUCUGGACCAACUGCUGGAGCUUCACUCCCACUUCCUGUCAGAGCUGUUGAACAGGAGGAAGGCGGGUCUGGUGGAGGGCAGCUCCACCAACUUCACGGUGCGCAAGCUGGGAGACCUGCUGGUCCGACAGUUCUCAGGGCAGACUGCUGAUGACUGGAAGAAAGUUUAUUCAGAGUUCUGCAGUCGACAUCCGAAAGCUGUGAAACUCUACAAGGAAGUUUUGGCUCGCGACCGGAGACUGCAGCAGUUCAUCAGGCGUGUGACUCGCGGUCCUCUGCUGCGGCGUCACGGCGUCCAGGAGUGCAUCCUGUUGGUGACGCAGCGGAUCACAAAGUACCCCGUCCUCAUCCAGCGAAUCCUGGACAACACUAAAGGCUGCGAAGAGGAGGCACAGGCUCUGAGCCGUGCACUGGGCCUCCUGAAGGAGCUGAUCAGCUCUGUGGACAAAGAGGUCCUGGAGCUUGACCGGAGCAGGAGGCUGCAGGAGAUCCAUGCCCGCCUGGACCCGCGUGCCCAGGCAGAGGUCCGGGGAGGAGGCGUGUUCAGAGGUGGAGAGCUGCUGAGGAGGAGGCUCCUGCACGAGGGGACACUCCUCUGCAAGGUCCAGGGUACCAGGAUGAAAGAUGUGCAGGUGCUGCUGAUGUCAGACAUCUUGGUUUUCCUCCAGGAGAAAGACCAGAAGUUCACCUUUGUUGUGUCACUGGACAAGUCUCCAGUGGUCUCAUUGACUAAUCUGAUUGUCAGAGACAUAGCCAAUCAGGAGAGAGGGAUGUACCUGAUCAGUGACUCCACCCCCCCGGAGAUGUAUGAGCUGCACGCCUCAUCGAAAGAAGACAGGAAGACUUGGAUGAGCCGCAUCCAGCAGGCCGCCACCAGGUGAGCAAGACACACGUGUGUGUCCUGAGAAAACGAAGUGCUCUGGCUGUGCAUCAUUUCCUACCCCGAUGACGACAGUUAUCACAAUACAGAGC
Haplochromis burtoni (Burton's mouthbrooder) is the source of this 1993-nucleotide messenger RNA. Its product is annotated as rho guanine nucleotide exchange factor 2-like. Bases 175 to 1902 code for a protein of 575 amino acids. Lineage: Eukaryota; Metazoa; Chordata; Actinopteri; Cichliformes; Cichlidae. Gene Ontology annotation, biological process: positive regulation of neuron differentiation; cell morphogenesis; actin filament organization. Gene Ontology annotation, cellular component: ruffle membrane; cytoskeleton. The record is from RefSeq and is a predicted model, not a curated record. The transcript has 13 exons. Gene Ontology annotation, molecular function: guanyl-nucleotide exchange factor activity; microtubule binding.